Pyricularia pennisetigena is the source of this 219-nucleotide messenger RNA. RefSeq lists its product as uncharacterized. Lineage: Eukaryota; Fungi; Ascomycota; Sordariomycetes; Magnaporthales; Pyriculariaceae. The transcript has 2 exons. The coding region runs from base 1 to 219 and encodes 72 amino acids. The record is from RefSeq and is a predicted model, not a curated record.
AUGAAUUCAUUCUCGUUCUCAAUGAUCCUCAACCUCCCCAGCUCGCCAGCAUGUCUCAGGGAUGACGAGGUUUCUUUCUUCACUGCAGAACUUUUUACCUUUUCAGCUCCACUAUUGUUACCGCCACAUCAUUGGCCUCACGAAAAAAAAUGGCUGCACGAUAGUAGCAAAAAUCUACUGUUGGCUCUAAUCACCAUCUGCAAAAGUAUUUCGAAGUAG